ACAUCCUGUGUUGUUGACGUGCAGUUUGUGUUGGUUUAAAAAACAAUAUAUAAUAUAAAUUACCGAAGGUUUUCAUUCGUCGAUUAAAAAUCCGUAAGAAAUACCCGCGGAAAGAGGGGUCGUUGGUUAUUUUCUGGAAAAAAAUUAUAAUCAAGGGUUCAGGCCGGAGAGACUCGGUUGUUGAAAUUUCUCUGAUAGAUCGUUAAAAAAAGUCUGGCGCGGAAUCCGAUCGGAGACAAUCGGCAAAAAUUGGACAGUUCAUCGAUACGGAAAAACUGAACAAGGCGGCGAAAAAAUGUCGGACGACGACCGGGGGGCGGACAACGAGAAACCGUUCGCCAUAGAGCGGGCGAAGACGGGUCGUGCGAAGUGCAAGAAAUGCAAAUGUCCGAUCGACCAGGGGCUCGUGAGGAUAGCCAAGCUGAUGACAAACCCUUUCGGCGACGGUAAAAUGAAAGCGUGGCAUCAUCUGUCUUGCAUGUUCGACGUAUUCGCCAAGCAAAGGGCGUCCACCAAGCGAAUAGAGGAUCCCGAGGACGACGUGUCCGGAUGGGACGCGAUGGACGACGAGGGGAAAGAAGCGCUCGCCGCCAAGCUGGAAGAUUUUGAAAAUUCCGCGCCGUUCAAAAAGGUCAAGAAAAAUUCACCCCCGAAAAAAGUCGCUGUUCCGGCCAAAGCGGCGGGGGGGCCGUCCAAAGUCGGAAAACCGACCGCUGCAACCGCCAAAGUCGGAGGAGGUGCACGUCCGGGACCUUCGACGAGCGCGGAUUUUUCCGCCAACGGUGAAUCGUCGCGAGAAAUUCUACCGAAGAAAACAACGACCAAAGACGAUUCCUUCAGAGAAUUUCGACGCUUGUGCGCGGCCGUUUCCAACGCCAGCGCUUACACGAGCAAAACGUCGAUAGUGAGGGAAAAAUUUGCGAAGGGAUCCGAUGGGGACGGAUUCAAGAGCGACGUGAUACUCUGGUGCAAGAUGCUCCUGCCCGGAAUAACUAAGAGAAUUUACAACCUGCAGAGCAAGCAGUUGAUAAAAUUGUUCAGCCGGUUGUUCAACAAGGACGAGGACGACAUGUUGGAACACCUCGAACAGGGCGACGUUGCGGAAACGAUUCAAAUAUUUUUUGAAAAAAGUUCGCUAGUCCAACCGAGCAAGACCAGCGACCUCACGAUCCAGGAGGUCGACGAAUUUCUCGAGAAACUUUCCAGGCUAACCAAGGAAGACGAGCAGACGCAGCACUUGAAAUCCAUACUAGUCAGAUGCACAGCCAACGAUCUCAAGAUGAUAAUAAGACUGGUGAAACACGAUCUCCGAAUUACGGCGGGACCGAAACACAUUCUGGACGCGAUCCACGAGGACGCUUACGAGGCCUUCCAAGCGUCCAGGGAUCUCGAAUCGGUUGUCGCGAGAUUCGUCAAACGAUCCGGAAAUACGGAGAAUAAUAUCACUACCGACCAUCCGGAUGGCGAAGAUCGAAAAAAACCGACGGUAUCCGGUAGCAAAAUAGGAAUCUCGUUAAUGACGCCCGUUCUCCCGAUGUUGGCGGAGGCUUGCAAAUCGGUGGCUAUGGCGAUGAAAAAAUGUCCGAAGGGUAUGCUGUCGGAGAUAAAGUACGACGGUGAGCGUGUCCAGGUCCACAAACGUGGUGAAGAGUUCCGGUACUUCAGUCGUUCACUGAAACCCGUGAUGCCGCACAAGGUAAAUCAUUUCAAGGAUUAUAUACCCAAGGCGUUUCCGGGUGGGGAUGAUUUGAUACUGGACACCGAGGUCCUGAUGAUCGACACGAAUACCGGAAAACCUUUGCCGUUCGGAUCGUUGGGAGUUCACAAGAAAGCUGAAUUCAAAGACGCGAACGUCUGCCUGUUCGUCUUCGACUGUCUCUAUUACAACGGCGAACCGUUGAUGGAAAAAUCGAUGCAAAAACGACGACAGAUCCUCAAGGACAAAAUGACGGUGAUACCGAAUCGGAUAAUGUUAUCGGAAGUGGAGGAGGUUCAGGAUCCGAAGGACUUGGCCAACAUGAUAGCGAAGGUCAUAAAACUCGGACUGGAAGGUCUGGUUCUGAAGGACGUUACGGGCAAAUACGAGCCGGGAAAAAGACAUUGGUUAAAGGUAAAGAAGGACUAUCUACUGGAGGGUGCGAUGGCGGAUACUGCAGAUCUGGUUGUACUCGGCGCGUGGUACGGAACGGGAAAAAAGGGUGGCAUGAAGUCCGUUUUUUUGAUGGGCUGUUACGACGAGGAUAAGGAUCGUUGGGUGACGGUGACGAAGGUGCACACCGGCCACGACGACGCGACGCUCGCCCGACUUCAGGGCGAAUUGGAGAUGGAUAAGAUCGCAAAGGACGUUAAUCUGAAGCCCCGAUGGCUUCACGCUAACAAACCGAUGGUUCCGGACUUCGUCGCCAAGGACCCGAAGAAACAACCAGUUUGGGAGAUAACAGGGGCAGAAUUCACGAAUCAGGGUGUCCACACGGCCGACGGUAUAAGCAUCCGAUUUCCCCGCGUCACUCGCAUCCGGGACGACAAGGACUGGAGGAGCGCAACGUCCUUGAAAGAACUGCGGGUAUUGUUCGGGAGGAGUUCGGAUUCGGUGGACGUUGAUUUGCUACUUGGAAAUGCCGGAUCGAGCCCUCCGACCAAACAGCGAACUUUGGAGGCGAUGUUGAGGCCGGCGAGGUCCGAAAAUUCCGACGAUUCGUCGGUCGGGAACAAAGCCGACGAAUCGGAAGAUUCCCCGGCCCGAAGCGAUCGAAAACCGUCAUUGAAACCGAGCGGUGGCCGCGACGAGAUAGACGCGAAAAAAAAUGGCUUCGCCAGGGGCGCAGCUACCGGAAACGCGGGACGACGUUCCGACGUCGACGAGGAGGAUCGUCCGGUCGAGGGGGCCGGGAGGAGGGAGGCGACCGAUGAAAACCGCGAGGAUCGUCGUCGGCGGAGCGAAUCGAAGCGAAAAAUCGAAAACGACCCAGGCGACGACGACCCCCGUACGCUGCCGUCGACGUCGACGUCGACGACGUUGGAAACCGUGGGGCGAAUCGACACCAAGCGAAGAAAACUAACGACCGGAUCCCCGGAAACCGGCGACGAACGGCGCGCGAAAAAUAAGACCGAGGAACCCUUCGAUAACGUUCGGGUGGCUUUGGCGGAGGACAUCGACAAGGACGACGAGAAAACGCUCUCCGUUAUCCUCACCAGACUCGGAGCCAAAAUGUUGAACGAAAAUACGGAACAUCUGGCGACACACGUUAUACAUUCCAGUUCGGAAGUACCUUGGACAAUAGUAAGAGUGCCCGGCAAAAUUCCUCCCACGGCACGUCACGUGACCAAGGAAUGGGUGGAAGCUUGCUACUCGGAUCUGGGGGUGCCGCCGGAUCCGAAACCGUUCGCCGUUACUCUGACCGCGUCGCAUUGCACCUGCCCCUGUCCCCACCAGAGUUGAUCCGAACCGAGACUAGAUCCGAGGAAAAAAUUAACACAGCUUCUAGAAUCGCAUUAAAUAGACGUGUGCGGCGUACCUGGCGUGAUAAAUAUGUGAGGUAAUUAACGCGACGCUGUAAUUGAAAUUAUCCAUCGAAAUACGAUCAAACGAAACACAAUAGAGAUUCAAAAUCGAAAACUGAAUUCCGAUCAGAACCGCAGUUGUAAAAUGAUCUUGGAAAUUUCGUUUCUUCGAUUCUUAUAAUCGUAUAAAUCAUUCUUACCUGGGA
Messenger RNA from Athalia rosae (coleseed sawfly), 3707 nucleotides. RefSeq names its product DNA ligase 3 (gene DNAlig3). The coding region runs from base 296 to 3439 and encodes 1047 amino acids. Gene Ontology annotation, biological process: lagging strand elongation; DNA biosynthetic process; mitochondrial DNA repair. Gene Ontology annotation, cellular component: DNA ligase III-XRCC1 complex. The record is from RefSeq and is a predicted model, not a curated record. Gene Ontology annotation, molecular function: DNA ligase (ATP) activity; DNA binding; ATP binding. The transcript has 20 exons. Lineage: Eukaryota; Metazoa; Arthropoda; Insecta; Hymenoptera; Athaliidae.